Molecule: messenger RNA, 4390 nt
Organism: Hippocampus zosterae (dwarf seahorse)
Lineage: Eukaryota; Metazoa; Chordata; Actinopteri; Syngnathiformes; Syngnathidae
Product: TBC1 domain family member 9B-like
Molecular function (GO): calcium ion binding
Source: RefSeq, a predicted model, not a curated record
UCGACGCGUCAACCCGGAAGUGAUGCGCAGUCAGCAGACCGCGGGGGAAACGCCAGCAAAACAACGGCGUCGGCGUCCGCGGCCCUCCGCUCUUCCCGACGAGCGCCACCCGAGAGACGAACCAAGCGAACCGCCGCGGAGGGGAGCAUGUGGAUCCACCCGGAAGAGGUUCUGCUGGCCGGCCCGCUCUGGGUUUCCGAGCGAGCCAACCCGUUCUUCAUCCUUCAGCGGCGGCGGGGACACGGCCGCGGAGGGGGGCUCUCCGGUCUGCUGGUGGGGACUCUGGACGUGGUUCUGGACUCCAGCGCCAGGGUGGCCCCCUACAGGAUCCUCCUCCAGACGGCCGACUCGCAGAUCUUCUGGAACGUGGCCUGCGGUUCCUCGCGCAAGGAGAUCACGGAGCACUGGGAUUGGCUGGAGGCCAACCUGCUGCAGACGGUCGCCGCCUUCGACAACGACUCUGACGUCACGACCUUCGUCAGGGGCAAGAUUUCUGGUCUGAUCGCCGAGGAGAAGCGGGCGACGCCGGGCGACGGGCAGGAGGAGGAUUGCGGCAAGUUCCAGGAAGCCCAGCUGAAGAUGCGCAAGCUGUUCGGGAUGCCCGAAGAGGAGAAGCUGGUCAACUAUUACUCGUGCAGCUACUGGAAAGGUCGCGUGCCGCGGCAGGGCUGGCUCUACCUGUCCGUCAACCACCUGUGCUUCUACUCCUUCCUGCUGGGCAAGGAAGUGACGGUGGUGGUCCAGUGGACGGAGGUGACCCGGCUGGAGAGGAACGCCAGCCUGCUGUUCCCCGAGAGCGUCUGCGUCAGCACUCGCGCGGGGGAGCACUUCUUCUCCAUGUUCCUGGACGUGGGCGACGCCUUCAAGCUGAUGGAGCAGCUGGCCAACCUGGCCAUGCGGCAGCUGCUGGACAACCAGGCCUUCGCCGCCGACCGCUCGCUGCCCAAGCCCCGCAAGGCCCUCAAGAACGUCUCCGUCCUCAAGAGGGAUCUGGACGCCCGGGCCAAGAACGAGCGCUACCGCAGCACCUUCCGCCUGACGGCGGACGAGCGCCUGGACGGCCACACGGACUGCACGCUGUGGACGCCCUUCGCCAAGACGCACGUGGCGGGCCAGCUUUUCAUCUCCAACAACUACGUCUGCUUCGCCAGCCGGCAAGAAGACCUGUGCCAGCUCAUCAUCCCGCUCACAGAGGUGUCCGUGGUGGAGAAGGCGGACAGCAGCAACGUCCUUCCGUGUCCCGUGUCCAUCAGCACCAAAAACAAAAUGAACUUCCUGUUCGCCAACCUGAAAGAUCGAGACUUCCUGGUCCAGCGCAUCUCCGACUUCCUGCAGAGGACGCCGGACGACCCGCGGGGGGACGUCGCUCCCGCGGCGGCCGCGGUAGACCCCCGGGAGUCGGUGAAAAGGCAAAUGGAUCCGAUUCCUUUGAUUGAUCCGCGGGGCUUUGGCACCGGUCACGCGAUGAAGGUCUUUGCUCACGCCGUCCUUCGGUCCCGCCAGCAGCACCGGCGCCACUCUGACGUGCCCACAGCCACGCGGGGGCUUCUGCAGCUUUACCGUCAAGAUGCGCCCGAGGACCUGGGACCCAAAGCUAUGAAGGAGAAGAUGAAGGAGGAAGCGUGGAACAUCCACUUCUCGGAGUUUGGCCGCGGGGUCUGCAUGUACAGGACGGCCAGAAGCCGAGAACUGGUGCUCGGCGGCAUUCCCGAGAAGCUUCGAGGAGAACUCUGGUUGCUCUUCUCAGGGGCGCAGAACCAGAUGUCGGCGCACGUGGGCUACUACGGCGAGCUGGCGGAGCGGGCGGCGGGCCUGAGCUCUUUGGCCGCGGAGGAGAUCGAGCGGGACCUCCACCGCUCCAUGCCCGAGCACCGAGCCUUCCAGAACGAGACGGGCAUCGCCGCCCUGCGCCGCGUCCUCACCGCCUACGCCCACAGGAACCCGGGCAUCGGCUACUGCCAGGCCAUGAACAUCGUGACGUCGGUGCUGCUGCUCUACUGCAGCGAGGAGGAGGCCUUCUGGCUGCUGGUGGCGCUCUGCGAGCGCAUGCUGCCCGACUACUACAACACCAGGGUCGUGGGCGCUCUGGUGGACCAGGGGGUGUUUGAAGACCUGACCCAGGCCUUCCUGCCCCUCUUGUACGAGCACAUGCGGGAGCUGGGCGUCAUCUCCACCAUCAGCCUGUCGUGGUUCCUCACCCUCUUCCUGUCCGUCAUGCCCUUCGACAGCGCCGUGCUCCUGGUCGACUGCUUCUUCUACGAGGGCAUCAAAGUCAUCUUCCAGGUGGCGCUGGCGGUGCUCCACGAUAACAUGGACGCCUUGUUGGCCUGCAACGACGAGGGCGAAGCCAUGACGGUCCUGGGAAGGUACCUGGACCACGUGGUGAACAAGCAGAUGGCCACGCCGCCCGUGCCCCACUUGCACGCCCUCCUCACCGGCGGAGACCGGCCGCCGCCCGAGAUCGACGUCUUUGACCUCAUCAGGUCCUCCUACGAGAAGUUCGGCGGCCUUCGCGCCGACGUCAUCGAGCAGAUGAGGUUCAAGCAGAGGUUAAAGGUCAUCCAGUCGCUGGAGGACACGACCAAACGGAGCGUGGUGCGAGCCAUGAUGACCGAGUCGGCCUUCGAUAUCGAGGAGCUGGAUGAGCUCUACUGCCUGUUUAAGGCCCAGCACAUGAGCAGCCGCUACUGGGGCUCCUCCGGCGGCUCGGCGGCGGCGCGCCACGACCCCAGCCUGCCCUACCUGGAGCAGUACCGCAUCGACGGCGCUCAAUUCUCGCAGCUUCUGUGCGCCCUGGCCGCCUGGCGCUGCGCCGGCCACGCCCCCGUCCUGGCCGCCCGACUCUUCAGGACCCUGGACCGCGACGGCGACGGCCUGGUCAACUUCAAGGAGCUGGUCACGGCGCUCAGCGGGAUGUACCACGGCGACAUGACCGACAAGCUCAAGCUGCUCUACAAGCUCCACCUGCCGCCCGCUCUGUGUCCCGAAGAGGCCGAGUCCGCUCCGGAGGCCGCCGACUUCUUCACUGAAGACGCGGCAAAAGGUGAAGAGGCCAACGCGGAGUCCGGCGACGUUAGCGGCGGCGAGGAGAAGAAAGAGGACUACAGGUACUACCUGCGGAUGUGGGCCAAGGAGAAGGAGCCCAGGCAGGAAUCCAUCAAAGAUCUUCCUCGGAUGAACCAGGAGCAGUUCAUCGAACUGUGUAAGACGCUCUACAACAUGUUCAGCGAGGAGCGCGACGAGCAGCAGCUGUACCACGCCAUCGCCACCGUCGCCAGUCUGCUGCUGCGCAUCGGCGAAGUCGGCAAGAAAUUCAACAACGGCGACAAGACGGCUGCCGCACUGCGGGCCGCCUCACCCCUCGCGGCGGAGCUUUCGCCCGACGACCGCCCGGAGGAGGCCGCCGGCGAGGGGGAGACCGGCGACGAGGCGUCGGCGUCGUCGUACUCCGCGACGAGCGACGACGAGCGGCCGACGCCUAGGCGGCGGCCGGGCGAGCGCGCCGACGCCGAUUGGUCCGUCACCUUCGAGCAGGUCCUGGCGUCCGUGCUGACGGAGCCGGCGCUGGUGGACUACUUUGAGAGGAAAAGGGACAUCCGGGCCCGGAUGGCCGCGCACCGGACGCGACCGUCGGUGGAGCAGCAGAGCAGCUCCGCCUCCUCGGACCGCGAGCGAGGUGACCCUUGACCCCUGGCACCUUCCCGAGCUUUCGCUAGAAGGUCAUCCUAAAACAGGAGGGGGGUGGGGGGGCGGCCGUACGUUUUGAGGCCUUUUGAACAUUAAUCCUACAAAUAAAUCAACAUAUUUACGAUGAAAGCAUACUGCUGCUAUACAAGACGGGAGGGAGAUGAUAAAUCUCACGUCAUAACGCAAAUCAUUUCACAUUUUCUCGUGCCGAGUUCACUGUCCCUUUCGGCGAUAAAUGUCACGUCAGCAUCACAUGAUAGCUUGCUGAAUUUCACAUUUCUACACAAUCAAGUUGGAAUGUGAUUGACGGCGCAUUUUCGUGUUUUAAUCGACAACGUUUAACUACCGCGGUGGGAAAAAAACCAAAGCAAGCCAUUUCUUGCGCUUCAGCUCAGGAGCAAAGUUCUUCUCGUGUCUUCAAAAUCAACUUGCUACUGCCUGUAAGCAGAAAGUCAGUAUUAAAAUAAUAAGGCCUGCUGUUUCAAAUUAUUUUUUUUUUUUGUGAAAUUUAUCAACUCUUACUGAACGUUUUUUUCUGGUGUGGCAGCAGUAUGGUUCUGUAGUUUUCUUUGUUUUUUUUUUUUUCCCGACUGUAUGAUCAAGAUUUUUCUUGCUCACAAUUUGUGUUUUGGAGAAAAGGAACAGAAUGUUGAAAAUGCAUUUUGCUUUGCAAAGAAGAAAGUCUUUUUUUUUUAAUGUGAAA